AUGGCAGCGCUCGACGCCGAGUUUCACCUCUUUCCAGAGCUCCCCUAUGAAGUCCGCGCGGCCAUAUGGGAGCUCUGCCUGCCACACCGCGUGGAGGAGCUUGAAUGCCCCCAUCGUUACAUCCGCUGGCCGUACAUUGGCUGCACGCUGUUCAGCGCCCACAUGGCCAAUCGCCGCCCGCCGGCCAUCUCGCGCGUGUGCCACGAGGCACGCAAGAUUGCACUGCAGACAGGCGAGGCAUACGCACGGUAUGUGACAUCCUUGGCGGAACGCUUCCCCGUCGCGCCCGACCGGAUGGAGCGCUACAACAGCCACAAAUGGUACAUGCCCGUCGACGCGACACGGUACCAGCCGCAUUACACGCUAGGCCCGGGUGACGGCGCGCGGGGCGGUGUCGAUAAUGCGCUGUGGACGCUGCCCGGCCGCUCGUCGCUGCAUCUUAACCACACCGAAGACUACCAGUACGACACGGAGAUUACGUGGGAGUUGGAGGAGCCCGUCGCCUGCCUGCACUGGUACGCUCAACACCUCCGCGCCACGUCCGUGUCCAUCAUGGCGGACCUGAUCCUGCCCUUUUACGAGAACAGCCUGCGCCGCGGCCCCGUCGUCGACGUCCCCAUGAUCCGCGCGUUGCGGCGGGCGCUGUCAUAUGCAGCCGUCGUCCUACACGUGCCCAUACACCUCACGUCCGCCACGGUGGCCCGCCAGUCUGGCCUCUUUGGCCUCUUGGGCGACGCACCGUUACAGCUCGUCAACCCGGCCACGGACUGGGCGCGCGUCGAGCAGUUCAAGGCGUUGUGGCGCGCCCACGGCCCUUACGGCCAUGCCAGCGACCGCGACGCCAUCCGUGACUUCACAGUUACCCUUGCCAGCCAGCAAGGGUUUGCGGCACGCUGCCGGCUGUGGCUCGACGAUGUCGAAAAGGUCUGGGUUAACCGGUUACACGACGCCGACGGCCGCGAGGGCCUGGCGAAGGACGAAGUUAACGAGGCCGACGAUAUGCCCAAGCCGGACGAGGACAGCGUCUGGACGGGCUCCAACGACUGGGACCCGUGGGUGCGCGACAUUGACUGGGAGAGGAGCAACAUUGCGGCGCCCACGCAGUACAUGGUCGACCUCGCGACCCGCUCGCUCAACAAGUCAAAUCCCUGGGUCCAGGCCCAGCUAGCACAGAUGCCGCAGUUUGUCCCGCACGUUAUGUUCCGGUAUUGCGACGCAAAGUGCUAUCUGUCAAAAGAGGAGCGGCCGGCGCGCCCGAUUAAAGGCUAG
Messenger RNA from Sporothrix brasiliensis 5110, 1269 nucleotides. RefSeq lists its product as uncharacterized. Bases 1 to 1269 code for a protein of 422 amino acids. The transcript has a single exon. The record is from RefSeq and is a predicted model, not a curated record. NCBI's taxonomy places the organism in Eukaryota, Fungi, Ascomycota, Sordariomycetes, Ophiostomatales, Ophiostomataceae.